Molecule: messenger RNA, 5410 nt
Organism: Acipenser ruthenus (sterlet)
Lineage: Eukaryota; Metazoa; Chordata; Actinopteri; Acipenseriformes; Acipenseridae
Product: WW domain binding protein 1-like
Exons: 4
Coding region: 251-1318 (355 amino acids)
Source: RefSeq, a predicted model, not a curated record
AACCCUUCCAUGACAGCGGAGUUCACGACUUGGGUUCUGCAGGCAAUGUUAGCCAGUGGUAGGCUCUGAGGCACGAGCACCACGGAAGUUUGCCCUCGAACGGUCCAAUAGUGAGAGCUCGAAGGCGGUGCUUGCGGUGGCCUUGCACCAAAGGGAGCCCGUUGAUAGUUAAAGCUCUAUAUGAAACCAAUAUUGUUAUUUUGUAUGUAUGUAUGUGUUUGUUUGUUGAAGAAAAGGGCUACGCAGGCAAAUGGAUUGUCAUAUUUUUAAAAUGUGCUUGUUUUUGUUCCACGCUGUCCCCGGCAUUCUUAAAGCAGAGACAAGUACCGCAGAGAACAAAGUAAUCUGUUACGGAGUGAACAAUCAGAGCUACAGCUGUGAUGCUGGCCAUUGCUGUGGGGAGUCGCAGUGCUGUAACUACUACUAUGAGCUCUGGUGGUUCUGGCUGGUUUGGACUAUAAUUAUAAUAUUGAGCUGCUGUUGUGUUUGCCACCACCGACGCACAAAGCACCGGCUGCAGCAGCAACAGCGGCAACACGAAAUAAAUCUGAUUGCCUACCGGGAAGCUCACAACUAUACCUCCCUGCCAUUCUACUUCAGGUUUUUGCCAAAUUAUCUACUGCCUGCCUAUGAGGAAGUGGUAAAUAGACCUCCAACCCCACCUCCACCGUAUAGUGCCUUGCAGUCGGGCCCUCCAGCCAGCAGCAGCAGCCCCUCAAGCCCAGAGCAAGCAGAAGGAAACCCACAGGCGGCACAAGUGAACACCCCACCAGAAGCUGUCUCCCAACACCCCAGCACCCUUGAACCUGAGCCACCCACAGCCUACAUCCAGAGAGAAGUCACAAAGCCUCAUGUUGCUAUCGAGCAGGACAGCCUGGACGCCUGUGCAGAGGAACUGGCUGAUCCAACAUCCUCUCCAGACAAGGAGGGGGACUGUCGGAAAGAUCUGCUGAAAGACUUGAGUGCUGAAACCUUCUCGGAGGACAAAGACAAGACCCCAGGAAGGCACCGGCGCUUCACCGGAGAUUCAGGCAUCGAGGUUUGCGUCUGCAGCCGGGGGAGCGAGGCAGACGAUCUCAAGGAGCUGGAAGGACUUGUUGAUGAAGGACUGGACGGACCCAUGGACUUCUGCAACGGCUGCAACACCUGUGACCCCCGGCCGCAUGGGGAUGAGGAACUAGGACUGGCUGUCCCAGAGAGACACCAGGACCAUGGGGAGCCUUCACUGUCUCGGCAUCCGGUGUGCCUGUUGCUGCACACUAUAAAUGAGCAGGAAUCCCCAAACAGUCAGAGUGCCAGCAGCGACCCACAAAGUUGAGCACAGGUUUGGUGCAUAGAAAGAGUUGAACAGAAACUUUUUUUUGUUUUCGUGAUGGUGGUAGCUGAGGUCACAUUAAGUCUGUGGCUGUUAUUUCUCAGAAAGCCUUUAGUAAAAUGAGUGCGGCUCUGCUUUAAGGAGAGCACCACUUUUUUUUUUUUUUUUUACUUUAGAAAAAGAAACCUUGCCUUGAUGGCUCACAGGAGUAUAUGCUACACAGCUCAAGGUAGUUCUCAUAUUUAGAAGGUAGCAAACUGUUUCACAAAAUGUUCACACCUUUGUUACAAGGAAUUUGUGGCCCGUUCUAGGUAAGAAGACUGGCAGCUGUAUGCACUGAAGUGCUUUGCUGGAAAAAUGAAACCGGAAGAUUUAGUCUCCUGAUUGCUAAUUUAAUUAGGAUUACAAACAAGGAGUAAUACUGGGAAACACAUGGUGUCUUUUUUACUUUUUUUAAAAAAUACAUCAUUUGGUUAGUUGUUUUUUGUGCUGGGGGAAAAGAGGCAGUUACACCAGAAUCUCCUCUUGGAUAACAAACAGCUUCAACAGUGAUCUCAUCAGAAGGUGUAUUCUUGCAUACAGGUAAUGGAUAAUGGUGGGAUUUCCCUUGUCCCUCUGUGCCCAGUGUAAAACACACACGAUGCCCAGAUUUGUUGUGUUUGUGUGUGGGUAGUAUUAAGUGAUCUUAUUAUUUUAAGAGCCAAAAAGAAACAUGUUGCUGCUUUGUAAGUGUAUGUGUGUACAUGCAUCAUACGAUCACUUCAGUUAUACAAGGAAAUGAUCCUUUCAGUUCUGAUCUGGGACAGUUACUUCUUACUGUGUUUAGAUCCUUCUAUUCAAAUAUUGAAGAUUUAUAAAUGACUUCUUUUUAGAGCAAGUUCUCGUAGGGUGUUAGGAGAUUUGUUUGUUUAUAUAAAAAAAAAGAUUUGCUAGCAUUUUUUUUUUUUUGUGCACUGUGAGCUUUAAAUUAAGCAUUUAAAAUAGGCUGGCUGGAUUUUUGAUUUUCUUCACUAGGCUAUGAGUAAAGUCGCAUGCUUUUCACCUCCUCUAUAGUUGAGUGCUGAAAUGAAAAUGAUACCUUACAACAACAAACAAGCAAUGAAACUUAACUUGCAAUAAAAACAAAUCAUCUGCAAACUUGCUGUACCGCAAAGGGUACUAUAUUGUAAUGUAGCUGUUGGAGUUUUACAUGUUGAAAUCUGUUCUGUUUCAGUUAUUUUACAUGGUAUAUACAGUAUGUGACUUGUUAUCUGACACAAACAGCAAUGUUACAUGUUGGGUUUGACUCCCAUCUGUUUGUUUUAAGUAAUUACUAAUUCCGCCUAGGAAACGCUGCCAGCUUUGUAUGUAUGUUUAUAAAGCUGGCAGACCUGUUGAGCAGAUAAAAUAGCCUUUGGGAAGUUGGCUUCAGAUCCAUUCUGAUAACGUUGUUGUUCUUGUAGCCAUGCAGAACUUCUAUUUAAAAUGUACAUUUUGUUUAAGUUGCAGUAUAAUCUUUUAAGAGGUGCUCUGCCCACCUUUUGCAGAUUUAAGUACCAUAUUUGAUUACCAUAACACUGCUUCCUGUAAAGCAAUUAAUGAAAGGACUUUUCACCAACAGAUGAAAGUGUCUAGCAGUUGGUAGUAGAUUACAGUAAAUGCUUUGCUACAUUUACUGCUACUACAGAAUAAAAUGAAAAAUGCAAUGCACUGUCCUUUCACAACCUCAGGCAGGCUUGCAUUGUAUGUUUGUGAUGCUUGAAGUUUGCAAAGUUUUUAUGCUCCUUUUUUAAAUUUAAAAUGUGUACUGCUGGUAAAGGGAUUUUUAAUUUCUUUCAUAUUUUUCAUCUUUCAACCAAAAAAGAAAACGUUAUGACAUUUUAAACAUUCUCCUUUUAGAUUUAUAUAGACUAUUUAUAAAUGAAAAUAGUAAUUCUUGUUAGCUUUUGUUGCAGUGGUAUAGUAAAGUUUACAAAACGACUUUGCUGUAUACCAUCUCUUCAGUUAAACAUAUCUGAGUCUGUGUGCGGAGGAGGUUCUUCUCACUUGUUAGAGACAGACCUGACAGCGUUAUCAGUUGUCAUUGCAGAUUUAAAGGGAACAUCUGCAAACUAUAAGCAGUCAAACACAAAAUCCCAUCAUAAAUAUAUUCAAUGUUUUAAUAAAGGGGGUGAAAAUAAUAAUUAAAAACACAUGCAUGAAUAACUGAGAGUAAAAGCCAAACGUAGGGAGGGAAGGGGGAGAAGGAUCAUAGUACAAAUGACCUCGGAUGGAUUUUUAAUCAGAUUUCAUAGGUUCAGUUUAAAGGAGAGUAAAAACUGUGCACAUCUCAAUAGGCUUCUCGGUACAUUUCAGAUGGGUGGCCUCUGAAGUUAUCUAAGAUUACUUAGAGCUUUGUUCCAGCAAAGGCAUACUAGAGAGAUAAGCAAACUAUACUGCAAAAAAGUGAAAAGUUAGUGGACCUUGAGAAAUUCAGUACCAUUAUCUUCUGUCCCCUAAAUGUACCGAAUAUAUAUCCUACAAUUUACCUAGAUAUGUUACAGGUAUAAACGUGCAUUUUAAUGGGAAAGGAUACUAGUUUUUGUCUUGCCCUAGGCGGUUUCUGUCUCUUGUGUUCUAAUCAUAAAUACAAGCCAUUGUUUUGCCUUUUAUGCCAACAGAAUGGCCUGUUGGCUCUGUUUGCACACCUCAUUUUCAAGGGCCUUUACUUGACAAAAGAUGCCAUUAGACUACUAAUGCUGCAUAAUUGCUAAAAAAAAAAAAAAAAAAAUUUCUAUACAUAUGUGAAACUCAAUUAUUUUUAUGUUGAAAUAAAAUAUACCAAUUACACUAUUUUUUGAAGAAAAGUAAUUAUAUUCAGUUCAUAUUCCUCCUUUUAUAAAAGCAUCAUGUGAGACAUUGAGACUUGUGUACAAGAGGAAAAUACAUAUCAGUUCUGUGUUGGGGAUGUAUCACUUUUUUUGUGUGUGGUGUGGAAAUCAAAGCACAACUGCAUGAUGGCGUCCCAUAUCUUAAAGCAACGCUGAUCCGAGCUGCCAGGGGGGGUUUUUGCAAAUUCAAUUGUAAUUCCUUGUUUUAAAGAAAGAAACUGACAAAAACAGCACACAGUUAAACAAAAAAAUAUGAAUGCAAUAUGGAAUUUAAAUCUACUUGCUCAUUAAACAAUUUAGAACAUAGUUGGGGUUGGGUUGGGUUGGGUUGGGUUUGGGGGGGAAUGACAGAUACAAAUGAAAGAGUUGGACUGGAAGGGCCAGCUUUGCCCAUUCCUGGAAUAGACAUUCACUUGUAAAAUGAUAUAAAAGUGGAGAGGGGGUCUAAUAAAUUGUAUGCGCAAGAAAAGCUGGGUGACACAAUGCAGCUUUACCCAGAACAGAGAAAUGCGAAGAUUACUUGGCAUUACAGUUGGAGAAUGUGAAAUGAAUUAAAAUAACCUGUUGUUUAGAAAAAACAUAUGUUUGUUUUCUUUUAGUUUGUUUUUGAUUAUUAAGAAAACAAGACUUCAGCUUUGUAGACUACACUGUUUUCCUGUGUUCAGAUAAUGUAGAGCAGUUAAAGUAAUUAAUUAUUCUGCGAAAAAAAAGAAUGAUUAGGGUGUGCAGUAUCUUGUCUCCGAUUUAUAUUGACUAUGAUGAUAAGUGUUAAAUCUGCUGUAAUGGAAAAUGCAUGAAAAGUUUUUUUUGUUUUUUUUUUCUACAAUUUUGGAAGGUGCAUAGUGGCAUUUGGAAGUACUGAACAUAUGUAGUGUGUUCUGAUAUAGAGAGAUAGAUAUAAAAAGAGAUCUUCAAAGUUGUUAAAUCCUUGUUAAUGAAGUGUUGCUGAGGUUCUUGCACUAUGUUAUUACAAGUUAUGUACUAAGGGCUUGUACUGCCUACACAAUAUCACUGAAUAACAGAACAUAUUUCUUUACCUGUGAAGGCUUUUAAUGAAAUGUAUUGUUUCAUUUUUGAAUAUAUGCCCUUUUUGAAUGUAUUGUUUAAGUACAAAGAAGCCACUGGGGCUGAUGCAUUUAAAGGAGAUGGAUUAAAAAAAAUACUACAACCCCCUUUUUUUUUAAUGUGUACCUUUGAAAAUGUGUCUCUUAUUUGCUGGCAUCUCAUAAACUGUUAAUGAUCCUGA